Molecule: messenger RNA, 2914 nt
Organism: Musca domestica (house fly)
Lineage: Eukaryota; Metazoa; Arthropoda; Insecta; Diptera; Muscidae
Exons: 2
Coding region: 1-2484 (827 amino acids)
Source: RefSeq, a predicted model, not a curated record
AUGAAAAAAACGACCGAAGAAGACGAAUACUGCCUUAAGUUAUAUGAAGACACAACACGCCGAGACAAUUCAGGAAGAUUUGUCGUGCGUUUGCCGUUAAUUGAAGAAAAAGAUUUGGGAGAUUCAUAUAAAAGAGCCAUGGCGAGGUUUAUAAACUUGGAAAAAAGAUUAGAAAAUAAUGCGGAAUUAAAGUCAGAGUACGAGAAAACAAUGAACGAGCUCAUAUCCAUGGGCCAAAUGGUAAAGGUGGAUCCAAGUAAGAAGGCUUUGUAUUAUAUGCCGCACCAAGCAGUGGUACGUGAAACAAGUCUAACCACAAAAGUUAGAGUGGUAUUUGAUGCUUCAUCGACAACUUCAAAUGGGAAGUCGCUGAAUGACAUACUUCACGUGGGACCAAGGCUUCAAAAAGAUAUAUUUGACAUUGUAACAAAGUGGAGAUCGUGGAAGUUUGUCAUCUCAGCUGAUGUGGAGAAAAUGUUUCGUCAGAUUAAAGUUGAAAAAGAAGACCAGGAAUACCAACAUGUGUUGUGGAGGAGUAAUCCGUCGGAGCCUAUCCAACAAUAUAAACUUACUACGGUAACAUAUGGCACUGCAUCAGCACCAUUUCUGGCUGUAAGAUCGCUCAUAGAAAUUGGAAAUAGGUGCCAGAAUCAAGAAAUCGCUCAGAGGAUCAAAGAAGAUUUCUACAUGGACGACCUUUUAACAGGAGCGAAUACAAAACAAGAAUGCAGGGAGGUGCAGAAGAAGAUAACGCUGCAACUGGAGGAUUAUGGGUUUCAUUUAAGAAAAUGGAUAUCAAACUCUCCUGAAGUAUUGAGUGCGGUGAAAUUGAAUGAAGAAAAUGAAGUGCUGAGAAUAGAAGAAGAUGAAUGCUUGAAAACAUUGGGAUUACAAUGGAAUCCACAGAUCGAUUGCUUUACAUUUAGUAUGCAAAUUAAAAAAGAAGACAAGUUGACAAAACGAAUAGCAUUGUCAAGACUGGCACAAAUAUUCGAUCCAUUAGGUUGGCUGACGCCAGUCACGGUAACAGCAAAACUAUUUAUACAGCAGUUAUGGAUACAACAAAUAGAAUGGGAUGUGCCAUUGGAGGAGAAAUUGAGUGGAGAUUGGCGGCAGUUUACAUACAGUCUGCCUGCUUUAGAAAAUUUAAGGAUUCCAAGAUGGUUUGGAAUAUUGGAAGACAAAACUGCACAGUUACAUGGGUUUGCAGAUGCUUCCGAGAAGGCUUAUGCAGCAGUCGUAUACCUUAAGGUAAAUUCGCAGGUGACCAUAGUGGCUGCAAAAAGUAAGGUAAAUCCAGUAAAAAAUAGGAAGACGCUUCCAAAGCUGGAACUUUGUGCAACACAUCUAUUGGCUAAACUACUACAGAAGAUCAAAGGAGUAUUGAAGUCAGCAACACCAACUUUUGCUUGGAGUGAUUCCAUGAUUUCCUUGGCAUGGAUUCACAACUCCAAAAACAAGGAUAAGUUCAUAAAAACAAGGGUGAUGGAUAUUUUGGAGAGAAUACCCGAAGCGAAAUGGGGCUACGUCAAGUCAAAGGAGAAUCCAGCAGAUAUGGGUUCAAGGGGUGUCCCACCGGAGACUUUGACAAACAAUACAUUGUGGUGGGAAGGCCCCGAAUGGCUGAAAAAAGAUGAACAAGAUUGGCCAAAAAGCAACAUAAAUCAAACAGUAGCAACAACAGUAAAGUUUUCGACUGAAAACCACUUAUAUGAAAGUAUGAUGAAGUAUUCGUCAUUUAAGAAACAGAUACGUGUAAUGGCUUAUCUACUGCGUUUUAUAAAAGGGCUAAAAAAGAAGCGAGCAGUAAAUGAGCAUUUGACGGCAAAAGAGUUGGAAGAAGCAGAGAUGGAGAUAAUAAAACUACAUCAAGAAAGAGAAUGGCCAGUGGAACUAAGGAAAUUGAAGACAUUGGGAACGGUGGAUCAUCAAAGUAAAAUAGCUUCACUACAUCCACAGUUGGAUCGAAAUGGCAUAAUGCGGGUUGGUGGAAGACUUGCUUUGUCAGAGCUGAACUAUAACCAAAAGCAUCCAAUAAUUAUUCAAAAGUCAAGAUUAGCGGGAAAUAUCAUUCGAAAUUGUCAUAUUCAAACGAUGCAUGGAGGAAAUCGACUUAUGGAAAAUAUACUAAGACGAAAAUAUUGGAUUAUGGAACUUCCAAAGCAAGGAAUUCUCACGCUGGAUGCAGACUGUACAGCGAGGAUCGGUAAAGAUGUAAGUCCGGACGAAAAAGAAUCAAUCAAACCCCUUGGAAAUAUACUUAUCAAUCAUCAUCAAGAAAUUGACGAGCUAAAGAAAUUCGUGGACAAGUUAAAGAAAGAAAAUGUGGAAUUGCGAGGCUUGAAGUUCCAUCACAUCUCAUCACACGUAGCUUUUAUUUUAGUAAUUAUAGUAAUAAUAAUUCUAAUUAUUUUAUUUAUAAGAAGACAGAAAAAAUUAAAACGCAUAACCGAAAUUCAAUUUCCCCGAGGCCAGGAUGUCUAAAUAAAUUAUUUGCCGCCCGGGAAAAUGUUCAUAAAACUAUGAACAUGAAAGACUGCUGCAAUAAAUUAGAUCGUUAAGUGAUUUAGGCUAUAAAAUGUUUAUGUAUUUUUAACCCAACAUUCUAGAGUACUUGUAAAUGUGUGUGCAUGAAAGAUAAGAGCAUAAGGGAUGAUAACACUUCAUGCUGCUGGAGACGCAUUGAUAAUAAAGAAUAUUCUCCCAUAAACAUGCGCUCAGCUGGGGAGUAAAUAUAGAUCACAGCAAUUGUGUGUUGCAUUAGGCCUAUGCAUAGAAUUAGAAAUGUCAAGUGUUUGUAGCCUUAAGUAGAUGCAUAAGAUUAAACCCCCCUAAGAUUUCUGUUGUGUACUAGCACUUAAGUAAUACAUUUUGUUCAAUAAAAUUAGAAUUAAACUGACAAACGAACAAACAA